Messenger RNA from Nematostella vectensis (starlet sea anemone), 4540 nucleotides. RefSeq lists its product as uncharacterized. The coding region runs from base 1928 to 2833 and encodes 301 amino acids. The record is from RefSeq and is a predicted model, not a curated record. NCBI's taxonomy places the organism in Eukaryota, Metazoa, Cnidaria, Anthozoa, Actiniaria, Edwardsiidae. The transcript has a single exon.
CAUACCGUGAGUUGAUCCAAUAUGGCGGACAGAAAAGCGUUUGCUGUUGCUGAUUAUACUUCUUAGAAAAAGGCGUCAAAGACAACUCCCAAAACGGAAAACCAAACGUUUUUGGAUUAGAGAAUUACUGAACGAAAGUAAAAACCAGGGGGACUAUCACAAUCUCGUAAAAGAGAUGAGACUUGGGGACAGGGAGUUGUUCUUUAGCUUAGUUAUUACAUUAAUGACUAAACCAAACUAUUUAGCAUUGCUAAAAACUUGGAAGCGAUUCAGAUGCACUGAGUGAAGGUUUUAUUUUUAUAUACAGUAAGAAACACAAUUCGUAGCGGGCUUCAAACUCGCUCUACUGACAUUCUAUCGGCAAAAUUGAAAUAAAGGAAGACUCAAACACAAUAUUAAAAGGUCUAAAGUUUUAUUUUUCACGAUAAAGUAUUUUUUCGCUAACAUAUAAAUUCACCCAUGCAUUCCUUUAUAAACCACUGACAGUAGCCUUGAGCUGCCUUUGGAAAGAUGAAGGUCGAAGAAGGCCGGGAUUUCAUUGGCCAGUUUAGUCACAUGACAUGAAUAAUCAAUUUGCUGUCCUUUUAUCUUCCUUGUGUUUCGUUUUCACUUCACACAGCACAAUCGCAAGCACAAGAAAAAGGAAAAUUUUGAUACCUUGCGCUUAUUGCUGCGUCGACUGUUUUUCACGGCUAAAUAUCUCCCUUGGGCUUGCGUUUGCGCUUAUGCUUGCGUCACUAGUGAAGACUAGGCUUUAGGUUCUAGGAUCACCGCGGUAACCCGAACGCAUCUCUUUCGAUUUUGUCGUCCUAGCCGUCGUCGUCGUCCUUGCUUAAGAUCCCUUAUAUGUUUUUUUAUCACAAGGACGCAACGGGACAAAGAUAGUGUGAAUUUUUAUUGUCGUGACAAUAAAAAUAAUUUUUAUUGUCACGCAAAUGCUGGGUCAUUAUAGCAUGGCGCUAAUGAACUGUGACAAUGCGCUUUGCAUUUGCAUAACAUUGCUAAACAUCUCUAUGUCUAAAAUAUCUUUUCCGCUUAGCUAUAAUGAUGGCAAGAUAUCACAAACAGAAUUCCAAAAGAAGUGUUUAUUUAAAGUGAACCCACUUCUUUUACUGCUGAAGUAAACAUGGCGUAAAUUUCGCGCUGAAAACCUCGCGGGCAUUGACCCAUACGAAUUCCAGACAAUAGGCCUAUUUGCGUAGGGGAACCGCGCCUCCAAUCUUUUGUUUCCUUACCACAAACAAUAAAUAUUGAAAGAUUUGAUGGAUAUUACAACCCCAUAGGCCUUGUCGUCUGUCGUUUGCCCCUGACAGUGAAUCUGUUAUGUGACAUCGCUCCCUUUAUCUGAUCAGUGAUUUUCCUCUCAUGUUGAUGGAGCUGAGAGAAUACAACACAGGUGUUCAACAAACAGAAUCCGAGCUCGUAAAACACACACGGACAAGCGUGUGCUGAACACACUUGUCGCCAAUCAACUGCUAUCCGCUGUGGUUUUGACACGUCGCUCUCGCAUUCAGACACCACUUCGUCGCCAGAUUCUUGUGAGGUCACCGGCUCCGUGGUUUUGCUGCGAGCGCUCUGUGAUCGUCUGUAUCGUGUGCGCGGUUAGUUAGUUGUCCAUUCUCGAGAGGGCUUUGCUAAAUCCAGUAUCGAUGUUUAAGUAGCACCUGGGCACACGGGGGUGAAAUACUUCAGAUAGCAUGACUUCUUAAUGCCGUAGGACUACCGUGAGCUCCCUGAAUAUCAGGCUCAGGUUUCGAAAGAAGCGUGAUUUGUGGAAAGGCUCCACCGGCGUGCGUCACUUGUACUCAAGAUCUGACUGCUCAACACAGUACAUCAACAACAACCUCAGGCUAGGGAGCAGUGCGCGACAUUUUUAGCGUUGUCAACUCGGAUUUUACGAUACAAAUCCAAGUGAAUAGCUGACAAAAUGGAUUAUGAUUCAGAACAGAACUCUGUUAUUGGCCUAGGAAAUUCAACCUCGUCGAUAAAUUCAUUGAAAGAUGUCAGAAGAUACGAAAAGCGGACACUAGCGUGCCCUAGUGGCUGUGGAAUUCACCUUCACCUCAACGAGAUUCCUUCGCACGACUGCAUUCGCGACCUCAAACAGAAGGUACAAGGCAUGGAGGAAAAUCUGGCGGAGCUCGAGAGCCGAGUGGCAGAGAUGUUGGCAAUAGAAGCUUAUUACAAGGACAAACUUACGACGCAGGAAGGGAAAAUGGAGGAAAUGACAAUUGAAAUCAAAGAUCUCGUGUUGGAAAGAUCUCGUCGGGAUGAGAUCUUCUCGAGUAAGGAGACGUUUUACAAGGAGCAGAACGCGGCGCUGAAGGAGCAGGUUGCGAAGCUGGAAAAGCGUAUGCAUGGUUUACCACGGCGUCCUUCUAAUGAGAGGGUUAAUGAAGACGAGUAUGAAGCAGUGCAACGGGUCGAGCGUGACUGGGCGAUUAGAUACGACAAGCUGCUAGCGGAGAAGAUAGCUCUGGAAACUCUCUUCCAUCGUAAAGAGAGAGAAUUCGCACAGGAAAUCGCUGUGAUGAAAGAGGAAGUGAAAGCUCUUCGCGAUAGUUUGAGAUUGGAACGCGAUGUUAUGGCGCUGGAAUACGACCAAGCGAACUUUGACAAGCUACAAGAGCUUAUAGACCAGCUAGAAGAUGUUGUUAAAAGGAAGAAAGAAGCGGUAUAUGGGAUGGAGCAUGACUAUAACCAGACAGACGAGGAUUACAUCUCUGAAGACUUGGAAGAUAUGAAGAUCUUGAACAAUAACAAUGUAAUAAAACACGGUUUUAAUACGUCCACCAUGGGGAGUUCGGAGCUUGAAAUCACCAACAGUGCGUGAAUUAAGGUGGCCACGGAGAGUUUGUAGGCUCGUCUAGGCCUUGUUUUUGCCGUAAUACCCGCUUGAUUCCCCUAUUUUAGGAACAGAUGGGAAGCAAAGAGUCCUGUCCGAUAAUGUACUCAUUAUCCCGUCUGGAAUGAAUCAACGUGAUUAUUCGUGACAGGAAAUUAGAACAAAUUGCUCAGUGAGAUACACGAGAAUUGUAUAGAUGUAUAAAGUUUUAGGAUAUUUUAAAUUUGAGUUUGGAUUAAGGCACGAUAAAUCUUCUAGGAAAUUUGCGCGGAUGAUCUUUUCAUUAGGAUAAACAAAUUACAGUAAAUAUUUGCUAUUUGCAUUGAGGGGAAAUUGCUUGUUGAGAUAGAUAUGGAAUGUUUGCAUAGUGUUAAUCAGUUUAGCACGGUACGGUGGCUGUGGUCUCCAGUGCCGCCGCAAUGUUUGUUUACCAUCAAAUACCAUUAUCGAAAAGUGUUUUGCAUCACGUAUUGAAGAAACCUUUCCUAUGGAAAACAUAGUUGAAUAAAUUUUCCACACAUUGAAUACUUGAGAUCAUUUGAUGGUUGAUCUAUGAUCUCCUUAGAACCUUCACAUUUUCGAUAUUAAAAUUCUGUUUUUUAUUUAUUUUUUAAGUAGAAUAAUUGCACUAGGUUUUUACUUUUUUUCUUUAAAGGCAAACUGUGACGUGAAAGCAAAGGAACAGUACACUAUAAAUCAUGUCAAGUCGAAUCUGCAUAGUUUCUAUACUUUGAACUGGGACGGCUGAGAUCAGUCGCGCCAAGCGCCCAUUAAAACCUGGUGUUUAACAAAAAUAGCAUUUCGACACGAGAAGCGGAUACUAACAUGGCUACAGAGUUUAACUUCGGCUUAAAGGGAACCCUUUAAACGGCUGCAUUUGCAUCACGGCAUACACCAUGGCCGACGAAAAUCUUGCUGAGCUCGAAGGCCGUUUGUCCAAGAUGGUUGCAAAGGUGGACAAAUUAGCUUCACAAGAAAGCAAAAUGGAGAUAAUGGCUUUAAAAAUUAAAUAUCUUGUGUUGGACAGAUCCCACCGGCAUGAGAUUCUCUCGGAUAUAGAGACGUUUUACAAAGAACGAAACGCGGCGCUUAAGAAACAGGUGGCGAGGUUGGAGAAAGCUGAUGAGUCAGAGUCGCGAAACUGGGUGAUUAGAUAUGACAAGCUUCUAGCGGAGAAAAAAGCUCUGGAGACUCAGUUUCAUCAGAGGGAGAAAGAAUUCGCCCAGGAAAUUGCGUCACUACAAGAAGAAAAUAAAGAACUUAAACAUAGCUUGAGAUUAGAACGCGAGGCUUUGUCGCUGGAAUACGACCAUGCAAACUUUGACAAGCUACAAAAGCUUAUAGAUGAGCUAGAAGAUGUGGUAAAAAGGAAGAAAGAAGCGAUAUAUGGAAUGGAGCUCGACAAACUACAAGAGUUAAUAGAUCAACUAGAGGAGGCGGUAAAGACGAAGGAAGACAAGGUAUAUGGAUAUGAGCAGGUUAGCCAGCGUGACGAGGAUUACACCUCGAAGGACAUAAACAACAAUAAUAACAUUAAUAAUAAUAGAAGGGAAAUACGCUCGAAAUUGACGGCUAUGGAAAGGAAAAGAUACCCGAGAUACGUAACCGAGUUAAAGAUCGAACUAUGAGGUUAUUCGAAGAGUCUUUGUCAACCGCUAUAAUACAUCCUAAAAAAAUAUAAUUUGUUAAAAAGCA